Gloeophyllum trabeum ATCC 11539 is the source of this 1053-nucleotide messenger RNA. RefSeq lists its product as uncharacterized. Lineage: Eukaryota; Fungi; Basidiomycota; Agaricomycetes; Gloeophyllales; Gloeophyllaceae. The transcript is spliced from 16 exons. The record is from RefSeq and is a predicted model, not a curated record. Bases 1 to 1053 code for a protein of 350 amino acids.
AUGGCUUCAGCGCCGGAGCCAUACCCGCUAGAUCUAACGUCGGUGGACACGCCUCGCUGCAUGAUUGCCGGUCAAGAUAUAGCUAAUUCCUUAGGUGUCAUCUUCAAUGUAUUCUUGCUCGGAAUGAUGUGGGUGCAGACGUACGUGUAUCUUAAUACCAACGAGAGGGGCACGCGAUGGAUAAAAUGGAUGGUACUCUUCCUCUUCGUAGUUGACAACGUCAACUCCGGCAUGGAUGUGGCCAUGAUAUAUGACUACACCAUCAAAGACUUCGGAAACUACGAGAAGAUACAGUUCACAAACGCUAUGUUCAAUGCCGAACCGGUUACAACGGGUAUCAUAGCAUCUGUCGUGCACUUUUUCUAUGCGUGGAGAAUCACGGUCCUGACUCGACGCCUCUGGCUCGGCAUCCUUAUUGUUAUCAUGUCCCUCAUCUCAACUCUCUGCGCAAUUGGUGGCGCGAUAGGUAUAACGAUACUCAAAGCGCAAUUCUCCGGACUGCAACGGGUCGAACAAGUUGUCAUCAUCUGGCUUGUGAUGGCAGCCGUCACGGAUACGGUCAUUACGGCGGGAUUGGUGCUGCACUUGCAUAAGCAGAGAACCAUCUUCCCUCAGACGGAAGAUCUGUUGACCAAACUCAUGCGGGUGGUCAUUCCAACCGGCAUGAUCACGGCCGUAGUUGCUAUACUGAACCUCGUCUUGUAUCUUACUACGCAAACCUCUGUACCUCUCAUUUUCAAUCUGCCCCUGGCGAAGCUUUAUACCAAUUGCGUCUUAUCAUCGCUCAACGCCCGGAAGUUCUGGUUGUCGAGUGCCAGUGACCAGGGGUCAACUUCCACUGGCAUCUUUAAGAAACACAACUUGCGCAGUGACGGUGUACUGAGGUUUCAGCACCCGCCGAGCGACGGUGGGAUACAGAUUACUACCACCUCUAUGGUACAUUGUGACCGCUCCGCUGAUGCAAUCGAACUGACCACUGUCAAAUCACCCGGUGUUAGGAGUCUUGAGGAGGGCACUCAAACCGAAGAGGGAUACAAGCUGUACUAUCAUUGA